AUGCCUCCCGUCCAAGCGUCGGCGCGCCCGUUUCCCGGCCUGAAGCUGGUGACUACGAGCUGUAUGGAUUUAAACCAGCAGAGCCGGGACGAAUACUUCUGUGAUCCGUCCUAUGAGCAAUUCGAGCCCCUCAAUCGACGCGCACCUCCCAGGAGAGCCAGACCAGUCUGCCGUGCCAGUCCAGUAUCGCCGAAUCUCUGGGAAAACGAAUUUGCGCACUCUCUGAAGCCGGACUGGCAGCCGAUGGAAGCUUCAGUGCAUCUUGCACCCGAACCACUGUUCGCGACGCGGCGUCGCUCCACUGCUCGUGGCACCUAUCAGCGGUCUACGUCCAGCAGACAGAACCGGCGACCGGCGCGUCUUCAAGAUCCAAAUAGCGAAGCAGCGAUCGACGCGCAAGAGAGCGACAUGGACCAAACCUUCCUGUAUCCUCAGAGAAGCCCCUUUGAAGACCAUUCCAGUUGCAUCAGGACCCCGAAUCAGCUUCAGCGAGUUCCUCGAGCGGUCAGCCAACCCAACACCCCGGGUUUCUGGCGACAAGAUCAGCCGGACGCGAGUGAGGGCGCGACGCUCCUACUUCCAAGGUCGCCUACAUAUCCCCCUGCUGGUCGGAGAAGGCCACACAGUACAAGUAAUAUAGCCGAUGCGACCUUCAUGGACGAGGAGGAGUUUCAUUUGUUCGUGCAAGCGACUGCGGGUCUGGGGCAAGAGCAGGUAUAUCGAAACUCGAGCUGUUCAUCAGAAUCAUCACUGGGAGACUCUUCACAGCAUAGCGGCCGACAACGAAUGCAGCGGUCGGAAGCAGUACAAGUAAUCUCGCCGAUCCAAGAGACACCGACGACCAUGUACGCCUUGCAGCAGCUUGCCCAGUUGCCUCAAGGAUCGCAGUUGUGCCAGCAACAAGAGGUUGAGGACCGCGCCAGAUUCGGAAGAAUCAAUGCCAACAUGGACGAGAUCGAAUUGUGGCUGAGCGGUGCCUCACCGGGGGAAAGCAAUUCGAUGGAUGACGAAUUGCCCGACUAUGCAGAAAGCCAAGCGCAGGCCCAGCUUGCACAAAGAGCAGAAGCAGCGAGGAGAGCACAGGAAUUGCAAAGACGCUGGCAACAGAGCAGAUGA
Messenger RNA from Lecanosticta acicola, 1116 nucleotides. NCBI's taxonomy places the organism in Eukaryota, Fungi, Ascomycota, Dothideomycetes, Mycosphaerellales, Mycosphaerellaceae. The record is from the annotation of a GenBank genome assembly.